Messenger RNA from Aspergillus tanneri, 1245 nucleotides. RefSeq lists its product as uncharacterized. The record is from RefSeq and is a predicted model, not a curated record. Bases 1 to 1245 code for a protein of 414 amino acids. NCBI's taxonomy places the organism in Eukaryota, Fungi, Ascomycota, Eurotiomycetes, Eurotiales, Aspergillaceae. The transcript has 2 exons.
AUGGCCACAGCUGAAGGCCCCGCGAGGGCACAUGAUCGAAAUGGCCGUCGUCGCCCCUUCUCAAGCUGGAUGAAGCGACUCGCCAAUCUCAAAAACUCCACCGACUCAGGUACCAUCCGAUGGUCUAACAAACUCCACUCCACGCCCAAAGACAAAAGCCGAAGCCGGAAGAACAACCCCUACCCGCUUUCGGGCACCACUCAUGUUAUCAGCGAAUACAAUAGCGACAACAAUACGACGGACGCCAGUGAUGCCAGUGGACAACGGUCGGGCUCGCAGAGUGAGCCCUCCCUUGCAUACUCGGGAUACGAGAAUCAGGUUCUUGCAACCAGUGCAAAGUCCACUGCACCCACCAUCUCCACCAACGGCGACACUGCCAUAUCGGAUGCCGCAUACUCCAAGGCAGGGACCAUGGCAACGGCGGGCGGAGGUAUCAGUUCGAAUGGCGGAGGCGAAGGCAGCACUUUCUCCUCUCCGGCGCCAUCUGUGCGGUCUCUAACUACGACACUGACCACCGUGCAAUCGGCUGCACCUUCGGGCCAUCUCUACAAUGCACACCAUGGACAUCAUUAUUCGCACGCAAUGCAAGGAAGCGCGACGCAGCAGGUGCAAUUUUCGCACCAGUUUCCCUCGUCUCCAGUUACCGCCGUGCCGCCCCACCUUGCCCCUCACAGCCAUUCCGUCACAUACAGCACGGCGACCGCCAACAACAUCUUAACCGACAACGCUUCAAUUCUGACACUAGCAUCCUCAUCUAAGAGGCGCCGGAGGAACUCGUUGGAUACCAAUGCUUCCGUGCGCGCUUUGGCACCGUCGUCUGUGUUUGGUGGCAGCCGGGAGAGCCUGCCACUAAGCGUGCUCAGCGGAAAUGUGGGCGAGUCACCGAACAAUCCCAGCGUGCUCAGCCGACCGAGCAUGGUCGGUCUGGCCAGCACAGAGCGGAUCAGUGUCUACUCUGCUUCCGGUGCAGCGCCUUUGGGUGGAACCGGCGAGCGCGGCAGCUUCUACGCAAACAAGCAAAGUUCCGUCACGGGGGACGGUGCCAGCAUUGGGAGUGCGGCUCAGUCACAUAGCCGGCAUGACAGCAAUGCGGCGAGUAUCUCUGGGGGUGUCAGCAGCCCGCCAAAUGGACCGUCAAUCAGCCAACCCAUAUCGACCGGACGAGUCAGUCGUCGCAGUUCGGGAUGGGGAGAGAUUACGGGCGAUGAGAACGAGGAAGAGAGAACCGGGGAGAGAAAGGAGUAG